CAAAAACAUAUAAAUGCACUCAAAGCUGUAGCAAUUCACCACAAUUGUCUUUUUGUGCUCGCGAAAUCAUCUAGUUAUGGCGUCAUUCAAGCAAGCUUGUUUCCUUCUUGUUGUCUGUAUUUUUGCAGUCGAUGCGUUCUCCUGGAAAAACUGCGAUAGAGGUGCACCUGUCCAAGUAAAGAAGGUCACCUUGUCACCCACUCCAGUUCGACUGUACGAGGGAGCAAAGAUCACUUUUGGUGGUUCAGCUGAAAUCAAAGGAAACGCUGGUGUAAACUACAAAGUCGAGUUGAGCAUCAAAAGAAAAGCUGGAAGCUGGGUGCCCAUCUGGGUUCCUAUUCCUUGCAUUAGUAACGUUGGAUCUUGUACUUAUACUGGGCUGAGCUGCAGCAAGAUCUGGAAGAAGCUUAACAAACCAGCUCAAUGUCCCGUCCCAGCAGGUAGCCACAACCUCCCAACUACAACCAUCACCCUUCCUAAGGUCGAUCUUCCUUCUUUCUUGACCUCGGGCACGUACUGGGCAAGAGCCAAGCUGAUUAACACAGAUAACCGCAGGGUUAUGGCUUGCGUUGAAAUCGACAUCAAAAUCCGUUAACUAGUGGUGGACCCACAUCAGUACAGUAACGGCUCGAUCAGAAGAAAAUUAUACAAAACUAAUGUUCUGAAUAAAUCGAUUUGAACACAAAACAAAAUAAGUGAGUAGGCUAGUUUGAGCUGCGCUGUGAGCAUGAUUAAGAUACAUGCUGGUCCCCUAAUGAUAUACGCUGUGUAAUAAUAAAGGUAUACAUAUCUGAA
Actinia tenebrosa (Australian red waratah sea anemone) is the source of this 795-nucleotide messenger RNA. Its product is annotated as ganglioside GM2 activator. Gene Ontology annotation, molecular function: enzyme activator activity; lipid carrier activity. The record is from RefSeq and is a predicted model, not a curated record. NCBI's taxonomy places the organism in Eukaryota, Metazoa, Cnidaria, Anthozoa, Actiniaria, Actiniidae. Gene Ontology annotation, cellular component: cytoplasmic side of plasma membrane. Gene Ontology annotation, biological process: ganglioside catabolic process; lipid transport.